AUGUUUGGAAGGAUUCUGCUGCUGGUCUCUGUGGUCCUCUUCUUCUGCACAGAUGCUGAAGAUAAAACCAGACUCUACAGGAGGCCCUCCUGCGUGGGGAUGAGCGUGUCUCAGGCGUGUCCUUUAAACUAUUCUCCGGUCUGCGGCAGCGACGGCGUCACUUAUCCCAACGAGUGUUCGCUCUGCGUCCAGAGACUGUAA
Scomber japonicus (chub mackerel) is the source of this 201-nucleotide messenger RNA. Its product is annotated as probable pancreatic secretory proteinase inhibitor. The record is from RefSeq and is a predicted model, not a curated record. Gene Ontology annotation, molecular function: serine-type endopeptidase inhibitor activity; protein binding. NCBI's taxonomy places the organism in Eukaryota, Metazoa, Chordata, Actinopteri, Scombriformes, Scombridae. The coding region runs from base 1 to 201 and encodes 66 amino acids. The transcript is spliced from 3 exons.